AUGAUUACAUUAGUGGGCAACUUGAAGCUUGGUGGCAAAGAGAUACAUAACAUCAUAAGGGGUUCAGUGGGUUCUGGGACAGAAGUUAGCUUCUGGCAUGAUAUUUGGUAUGGUACGACUACUUUAUGUCAGCGUUGGCCCUGUCUUUUCUCUCUGGAAAAAAAUAAAAGAUGCACGGUUCGGGACAGAUUACAGGAUCGUAAUGGGAUGCUCUCCUUCGUGGACAAUUGGCGUUGCGGUCUUUCUACUGUCGAGGAGUUAUCGGAGUAUAGAGAUUUGCAAGAAAUGGUUCCUAAAUGCUCUUUUUCGGGUGGCAAGGAUAGCUGGGUCUGGAAUGCCGAUUCGAGUAACAGUUUUUCAGUGCAGAAUGUUAAAAAGAUCCUCAUCAAUGACCGUAAUGUUAGGAGAGUCCAUAAUAUGGUUUGGACCGGGUGGGUUCCGUUAAAGGUGAAUAUUCAUGCUUGGAGACUCGAAAUGGAUCGCCUUCCGACCAAGAAAAACCUUCGCAGAAGAAAAAUUAACGUGGGAGAUGGCUCGUGUGUUCUUUGUCGGUCGGUAGAGGAGUCGGCCUUGCACCUUUUCACCGGGUGCAUUGUGUCGAGUGGUGUGUGGCAAGGGAUAGAAAAAUGGUGUCGUUUGGGUCCGAUCUUCCUUUUUGAUAUCAAAGACAUCUUUUCCUUGCCUUCGACGAUUCCAGGUACUAAUACGAAGAAGAAAAUUAUUAGAGGGAUUGUGAUGACGACUUGUUGGGUCAUUUGGAAGUCUCGUAACAAGGCGGUUUUCGAAGAUGCCAAGCCUCGGGUUUGUGAUAUGAUUGCAUGCAUCAAAUCUUGGUCUUAUUUGUGGUUUCAUAGUAGUUCUAAAGUCGAUAACAUUAGUUGGAAGGAUUGGUGUAGAUACCCAAUGUAUAUGUUGUAA
This is a messenger RNA of Helianthus annuus (common sunflower), 918 nucleotides long. RefSeq lists its product as uncharacterized. Bases 1 to 918 code for a protein of 305 amino acids. Lineage: Eukaryota; Viridiplantae; Streptophyta; Magnoliopsida; Asterales; Asteraceae. The record is from RefSeq and is a predicted model, not a curated record. The transcript has a single exon.